This is a messenger RNA of Paramecium sonneborni, 1179 nucleotides long. Lineage: Eukaryota; Ciliophora; Oligohymenophorea; Peniculida; Parameciidae. The record is from the annotation of a GenBank genome assembly.
AUACUUUUGAUUAUAUGAGAGAUAGUCGAGAUAGAAGCAAUACUUAGGUUGAUUAUAGUGGAUAUGAAGACAUUUUGAAAAAAUACAGGAACCAACCUUAGAAUUCUGUAACAUCAACUUAGUUAGAAUCUAUAUAAGAAGAUGAGGUUCCAUCCAAUUUUUCAAUUGAUGAAAUGGAGAAAGAUACUCAAAAAAAUUAGCAUCUUAGAAAAUCUAAUGACAUUGAUUUUGUUAAUUAGAAUGAUUGUAAUCAUAUAUCUUUAUUUAGCAAUCUUUUAAUGUAUUCUUAGUGAUGAUAAAUUAAAAGAAAUAAAAUAAGGAAAAAAUGAAUGUUGUAUAUGUCAUAAAAGUGGAUCACUUAUUCAUAAGUUAAAACAAUGUAAUUUUUGUGGAAAUGUCAUAUGUAAAGAACAUGGAAGAAAGAAAAGAAAAGAUCCUAACAAUAGUACAAAAUUUAAGAGAUUAUGUGAUAUUUGUGAAGAUAAAUAUAUUAGAUUGAGUGUUGAAACUACUUUCAAAUAAAAAAGAGAUUAUUUAGCUCAAUAAGCAUAAGACUUAGAUUCCUAGUCACAAAAACUAUUAAAUGAUAUCAGAAUAUUAUAAAUUUAAGUUUCUGAUAUAUAAUAAAAAAGUGUCAAAUAAUAAGGUGAAUACAAACAAAUAUAAAAUGAACUCAUCUUUAAGAUUUAAAAAUUAGAUAAUGAAACUAAAGCUUAUUAAGAAGAAAAUUUAAAAUUGAAAUCAACUAUAUCAUCUAUCUAAAAAGAAUUAUAAUUAUUAAAUGAUAAACUCAAUGAAAAAAAUUUAGAUGCUCUAAAGAGAUAGUCUUUAUUAAAUCAAAUUGAUCAAGAAAUACAAUCAAAUGAUAUUGAAUGUUAAAAACAAAUGAUAGAAAUUGAAAAGUUAUAAUUGGAUAUUCAAUCUAAAAAAUAAAAAGAUUAAUAACAAAGAUCAUAAAAGAAAGUUUAACUUCAAAAAUAAGAAAUAAAUAAUUAUUAACAAUAUAUUUUAACUGAUGAAUAACCAACUAUUCAAUAAUUUAAUCCUUAUUCAAAUGAUGAUAACAAUUUAAAUAUCAAUAACAAUUAAAAUACUGAACAUGAAACUCAAAAUUCAAAAAAGAAAUCUAAAGAAGCAUCUUAAGAUAGAGAAGAAGAUAAUUGUUGUAUAAUAAUGUGA